Messenger RNA from Sardina pilchardus (European sardine), 3693 nucleotides. RefSeq names its product transmembrane protein 267 (gene tmem267). The record is from RefSeq and is a predicted model, not a curated record. The transcript is spliced from 4 exons. Lineage: Eukaryota; Metazoa; Chordata; Actinopteri; Clupeiformes; Clupeidae. The coding region runs from base 143 to 868 and encodes 241 amino acids.
GAAGGAGGUUUCUCGCAGCCGGCUGGAAGCAAACAUACACGGGGAGCGGACUUGAACACAGUACAAGAAUAAGCUACACAAUGUGCCACAUAGCGCAGUGCUGCUGACCCCCUCCGUGGUCGCGGUGGUGUGAGGUUAAGCCAUGCGGGGCUUUCACUCCAAGCUGGACGGGUCGUCGUCGUCGUCGUCGUCUCACGGCCUGGCGGUGCCGGCGCUGAGCCUGGCGGUGGAGACGGAGAAGGCCCAGGCGCUGCUGCAGACGUUCAGCACGGCGUCGCUGCUGGCCAGCGCGGGGCUCGGACUCUUCUGCCCGCUCGCCGACCACCUGCUCCAGACGCCGUUCGUGCUGCAGCACGUCUGGCUGCGCGCGCUGCUGGACAACGGCGUCCACGGCAUCAUCGGACUCUGGUCCUGGGCCAUCGUCAUCGGCCUGCGGAAGAAGAGCGACUUCUACGAGGUGGCUCUGGCCGGGUUCCUGGCCUCAGUCAUCGACCUGGACCACUUCUACCUGGCCGGAUCGCUGUCACUCAAAGCGGCGCUGAACCUGCCCCAUCGGCCGCCGCUGCACUGCUCCACGCUGAUCCCGGCGCUGUGCUUCUCCCUGCGCCUCCUGAUGGUGGCGCUGCGGCUCAAGGACUCGUGGUGCUCGCUGCCCUGGAUGCUGUUCGUGGCGCUGGCGUCGCACCACGUGCGCGACGGCACCCGCCACGGCCUGUGGCUCUGGCCCGCGGGCCACACGGCGCCCCUCUCCCACUGGCUCUACGUGGGCAUCACCGCCACCCUGCCGCACCUCUGCUCCGUGCUCAUGUACCUGACCGGCACGCGCGACAUGAUCUCCACCAAGCACGGCGUCGCCAUCGACGUCUAGAGAGAGAGAGAGAGCCGCGGGUGAGCCGUGUGUGAGCCGCGUGUGAGCCGUGUGUGAGCCGUGUGUGAGCCGCGUGUGAGCCGUGUGGCCGGAGGGAAAUGGAGUCUUAUGUAUAAUAUACACACACGCACACACAUACAUACACACACACACAUACGUACACACACGCGCGCACACAUCAGAGUGACGUGAUCUCCACCAAGCACGGCGUCGCCAUCGACGUCUGAGAGAGAGAGAGCCGCGGGUGAGCCGCGUGUGAGCCGUGUGGCCGGAGGGAAAUGGAGUCUUAUGUAUAAUACACACACACACACACACGCGCUCACACACAUACGCACACACACAUACGUACACACACGCACGCACACAUCAGAGUGACGUGAUCUCCACCAAGCACGGCGUCGCCAUCGACGUCUAGAGAGAGAGAGAGAGCCGCGGGUGAGCCGCGUGUGGGCCGCGUGUGAGCCGUGUGGCUGGAGGGAAAUGGAGUCUUAUGUAUAAUACACACACACACGCGCCGCUCACACACAUACGCACACACACAUACGUACACACACACACGCACGCACACAUCAGAGUGAUGUUGGAGUGAGAGUUGGGGGGGGGGGGGAUGGAGAGAGCAGGUGAGAAAAUGAGGUCCGAUAAGACACACACACACACACACACACACACACACACACACACACUCUCUCUGAUGUUGAAGUGAGAGUGGGGGCGUGAAGACAGCUGGUGAGAAAAUGAUGUCAGAUAAGAAACACAAGCAGACACACAUACACACACAUGCAUGCACGCACAUGCAAACACACACACACACACACACACACACACACGCACACACACCUCAGCUCCAGGAACACGACGUGUCGGUGGAGUGGGCAUUCACAGAGCAGAAGGGACAAAGGGGCCACCAUCUCCAAUUGGAGAAGAGGGCUUGUACACUAUAGACACACACACACACACACACACACAAACCCAGGUCCACAUGAUGAGUGAGCAGUGGUCAAUGGAGUGGGGAUUCACAUAGCAGAGAGGACAGCGGGACAGUGAUCUCCAAUUUGACGCUGGCGCGCACACACACACACACACACACACACACACACUCCCACAUACACAACACACAUACAUGCAUUCACCUGUGCGCUCUCAUGCCCAUAGACUUUAUGGACGAAUGAGACAGACCAGCGUACCUGCAUUCAUUUCCAGGGACCGCUACACCUGGCCAACGAUGCCUCCCUUUCUUCCUCCUCCUCCUCCUCCCUUUCCCUCUCCUCCUCCUCUUCCUCCUCUUCCUCCCUUUUCCUCUUCUCCUGCCCCUCCCUUUUCUCUAAGCCUCUCAGUGGAAGAGGACUUCCUCUCUUUUAAACGACAAAAAAAAAAGCUUUUUUCCCCCCCUGCUGUAGACCAUCUCGUUCAGAUGGCCUGUCCUCCUCUUGUGUCUUAGGCUGCUGUUGACCUCACAGCUGGUCUGGACUGUUCUCUGUACGUAUUUGUACGUGACGUUGGCUCUUUUAAAAAAAAAAAAAAAAAUCUUUUUCUCUCUUCCUUAAAACUUUUUUUGGAGCUUUCAAAGCACCAGAGCAGAAGUAUAGCGUUGCGUUCUUCAUCUCUAGCUAACGGCCCUGAAUCAUGAGCGGAUUGACCUCGGUGUGCCCAGACUAGAGUGUAAAAGUCCGGCUUCAGAAAGUAAAGUUAAGUUAAGUUAAGGCAAGGCAGGUCUAAACCAAGGAUUAACGAGAAGAUUCUAAAACUUUGUAACUGCGACUAGGCGGCUUGCAACGGCUGACAACGACGUGCAACAUUUAACUCACACCGCCGCAAGUCCUUCUGCAACGGUUUCGUCUGGUCUCGACUCUUUGGUGUGAAUUGGGCCUAAAAGAAAGUAGAAACCAACCACUCACUGAAUUAUGUGAUUCUAAUUAGUACAGCACUUCAGCCAGGUAAAAUCACCUGUGCUAGGCGCACAGGUAGAACCAACAAACACACAGUAGGACUUUCAUUUCCUGAAGCCGGACUUUCAUGAACACCUCUGGUCCAGACACGGCUGAGUUGUGGAGCAAAGUGUAAAUACCUGCAGCACCGACGGAAGGUGCUGUUGCUGGUAGACAAGACGUUAGGUGGGCAAGGGCCAGUCUCUUAGUGCUUUGUUUGCUAUCCUCAGGCCAGGUUAAGGGGAGAUGCGUGUACCUGUCAUCUUUUAAUAGGCAGUUUUUUAUUCAUCGUCUCCGGGGUGCUGCUGAAAGGAGUAUCAGUGUAAUUGGCUGGCGGCUGUGAGCGUGUGUGAGUGUGUGCGUGUGUGCGCGUGUGUGUGUGUGUGUGGCACGAAGUCAUUCCGUAACUCAAUUCAUUAAGAAGGCGAAGAUGCAGCCAAGAUUUCCACAGGCGUACGGUGUUGUCUGUGCCAGUGGGUGGGGGGUGUGGGAGUACUCCAUAAUUGCUUAUGUUUGGUCCAUUUGAGUUCUGGAAGGAGCUGUGAUGGGAGUUACAAAACACUAACGUGCAGGGAGAGAGCCGCAACCACUGUCCUUGCUAUUCUCUGUCUCACCUGCAGAGGGAGCUAGUCAAUCACCGCUGUGUAUAAGCAGCUCUAUCUUUGGGCAAUUUCACUUUCAGUUUGAAGUGCUAUUUUUUUGUAUCUGUGUAUUUUGUAGUAUUUUAACUUAUUAUUUGCAUUUUGCACACCUGUCACCAUACUUGAACUUGUUUUUUAAUUUAAAGCUUUAAUUUAUUUUAUAAUAUACAGGUAUGAAUAGUUAUUGUAAUGGAAUAAGUGUCAUUGUAAGUCACUAUUAUGAUUUUUUUCUUAAAUAAAUUUCACCCCUUGAAUAUGA